CAUGACUCAUCAGUUUAUCACAUAUAUAAGUUGAUGAUUAACUUCAUUUUCGAGCUCCAAAUAAGUCGGUGGUUGUUGCAUUUUUCUUCUCAGUUUUGUUCAUCUUGCUUAGUUCAGGAAUUAUUAGCAUUACCGACUGAUGCUUGUUAUGAUCAAACUGUUUGCGGCAGGUGUGAUAAUGUUGGUAGUUCACCCAAACUAUCUUCAAAGUAUUGCAGCAACUGUGAUUUCAUGAAGCAUUUGACCUUUACAUAAGAACUAUGCAACUCUGAGUUCAGUCAAUGAGCAGCUAUAAACUGAACAGGUGGGAAAAGAAGGAAGAACGCAGAAGAUUAUGAUAUGCUACUUCAACAACAACAACAAACCCAGUGUAUUCCCACAAAGUGGGGUCUGGGGAGGAUAAGAUGUAUGCAGUCCAUACCGCUACCUCCGAAGAAGUAGAGAGGUUGUUUCCCCACUUCAAUAUGCAAUUUUUGGGUAAUCUGGACACAGAAAUAUGGGAUGUCUUAAGUGCAUAAAAGGACCAGUAUAUAGCUUGAAAGACAUGUUUAUUUUUGGUGUUUUGAUGUACAUGCCAAUUUGUAACUACUCUCUCCGUCUCUCCGUCCCAAUUUAUGUAACCUUUUUGAAUAUCAAAAGCUAAAUAAGUUGUUCUUGUUAUAAAACAAGAAAGAAUAAAGAAGAAGAAUAGUAGAGAGUGAAGAGAGUAAUUUUUAUUGUUUCUUGAGGAAUGAGAGAUCGUAAGAUUGUAAAUACAAUAAAUAAAAAAUUUUUAUU
Molecule: messenger RNA, 777 nt
Organism: Capsicum annuum
Lineage: Eukaryota; Viridiplantae; Streptophyta; Magnoliopsida; Solanales; Solanaceae
Source: RefSeq, a predicted model, not a curated record